This is a messenger RNA of Bacillus rossius redtenbacheri, 1340 nucleotides long. RefSeq lists its product as uncharacterized. The transcript is spliced from 2 exons. The record is from RefSeq and is a predicted model, not a curated record. NCBI's taxonomy places the organism in Eukaryota, Metazoa, Arthropoda, Insecta, Phasmatodea, Bacillidae. The coding region runs from base 58 to 1158 and encodes 366 amino acids.
UGUCAAGAAUAACCCCUGAGAGAACACAGUUCAUACAUCGUACAAGAAUUUUCAACCAUGCUGACCAAGGUGAUUGCUGUGGCGGCCCUGCUGGCCAUCCCCGCCAGCGGACAGUGCGGCUGUGGACACAGCGGCUGGGGGUAUCCCAGUGUGGCUCCUGCUGUCCAGCCACUCUUGUAUCCCUCUCUGUCCGCACCAUGGAGCUACCCCAGCUACACCGCAGCACCGGCAGCCACUGGCUCUGCAGCGUCUUCCUCCAGCUCUUCCGCCGCUAGUGGAGUAGGAGGCAGCGCGUCUUCGUCGUCAGCUGCUUCAGCCGCGGCGUCCGGGUACCCAGGGUACGUCAGUCCGGUGUCGUAUCUCCCCGCGAGUCCAGUGUCGUAUCUCCCUCCUGUUUCUCCAGUAGCUCCACUGAUACCCUCAUACGGUGGAGGAUGUGGAGGGUAUGGUUUGGGAGCCGGCGUUGGCAACCUGUGGGGACUUGGCAACAUCUGGGGAGGAUAUGGCUACCCUAGUGGCAUUGUGUCAGGACUCGGUUCAUCCGGAGCUUCUUCAUCAUCCAGCUCUUCAGCAGCUAGUGGCCUUGGAAGUGCUUCUUCUUCAUCAUCUGCUUCCGCAAGCGCAUCUAACCCUGGAUAUGGAUAUGGAUCAGCAGCUCCUUACGUCUCCGUGGCACCGAUCGCACCAUCUUACCCCGUUGCACCAAUUGUUCCAUCUUACCCCAUUGCUCCUAUUGCACCAUCUUACCCUAUUGCACCUAUUGUGCCAUCUUACCCUAUUGCUCCUAUUGCACCAUCUUACCCUAUUGCACCUAUUGUGCCAUCUUACCCCGUUGCACCAAUCGUGCCAACUUGCUCCGUGGCACCUAUUGCACCGACCCUGCCAAUCGCCCCCAUAGCUCCCGCUGCUCCUUCUUGGGGCGGUAUUGUUGGUGGGUACGGAAUCGGCUCUGGUAUCGGCGGUGUCUGGGGAGGAUACGGCCUCCCCGGGCUGGGAGUCGGGGCUGCGUCCAGCGCCUCCGCCGCUGCUGCACUCGGCGGUCUCUCCGGCGGCCUUAUCGGAGGAUACGGAUACCCUUCUGUCGGCGUGGGAGCUGCCUCCUCGGCCAGCGCUGCUGGUGUCGGGCUGGGCGGCCUCUACCAGAGACCCUGCUACUGAAGGAACUCCAACUUUAAAUAUGAUAUUUGUCUCUUGACCUUUUUCUCUUUGUAAAUGUUACUCUGGUAUUGUAUGAAACAUUUUUUUUUUGUGUUUGGAACAACAAGUUUAUAAAAUGCUACCAUUAUAUACUUUCAAAUUGUGAUUUGUAAAAUAAACGGAAUUAUUUUUGAACAAAACUA